Messenger RNA from Stegodyphus dumicola, 1302 nucleotides. RefSeq names its product protein jagged-1b-like. The record is from RefSeq and is a predicted model, not a curated record. Gene Ontology annotation, cellular component: plasma membrane; protein-containing complex. Gene Ontology annotation, molecular function: calcium ion binding; protein binding. Lineage: Eukaryota; Metazoa; Arthropoda; Arachnida; Araneae; Eresidae. Gene Ontology annotation, biological process: Notch signaling pathway; multicellular organism development; establishment or maintenance of epithelial cell apical/basal polarity.
AUGGCUUAUUCUAGUUCAACAGAAGCAGAAGCCUCACCUCAGUUACAUGCUAUGCUGACAAGUAUUUCUUACAAUUUGGCUGAUUACAUGAAAAAGAAAAAAAUGAUUAGCUCUGCUUUGCAGUCUGUAUUGGAUGUCAGGAUAGAAUCAGAUUUUGUUGAAGCAGGAAGUCUUGGUGUUCAUCAGAAAUAUUUAGUCCCCUUUGUGACUUCCUUGUGCCUUGCUAUGUGUGGUAUAGCAGUAGUAAUUAUGAUUUUCAUCCAUAAAAAACAAAAAGGUCAUCGGACAGAAAGUGCAUGUUCUUCACUUUCAAGCAAUGGAAAUAAAACUGAGCAUGAAACAUCAUCAUCAACGAAUAACUUAGUGAAAGACAACUGGAAAAGAUAUAUAAAUAAACUACAAACUCUCCCUGAUCAGGGAUCUACUAUAGUAAAUGAGAAUAUGCUUAAUACAGAAUCACAUUUUAGUGAAAUACCAAAUAAAAUUUACAAGGCAGUAUCCCCAGAAAUUAAUAAAAAUAUAGCCCUUUCUCUGCCUUUUAAAAAGAAUUUCGAAAAAAAUGAUUUAAACGCUUCUCAGAAACAGGAAAGCUUUCCUGAGCAAGAAUUAAUUGUGUAAUAACAAAGAAUGUCCAUGAGCACUGUAUAAAUUAUAAAUAAGUUCCCUAUUUAAUGUAAGAAAUUUGGUUAAGAACACUUUUGUGUCAGUUUGACACUGUCAUUAAAAGAUGUACAAAUUUGUGAUUUGCAUUUACGUAGAUAAUGCUUAGUUUUCUCAAUUUUGACAUGUUGGUUGAUUUUGCUAAUGUGAAGUAUUUCUUUCUGUUUAAAUAUGAGUUCUAAAAAUGUUUGUUAUUUAUUUCUUUGAAAGCGUUUCGGCUUUCCUGAAAUUUUUAGGAAAGUAAACAAAUAUUAACAUUGUUUUGAGUCAUGUAAAUAAUGCCUGUGAUAAAAUGUCUUCUGUAAGAGUUAAUGCUGAAUUGCGUUAACUAAAAAAAAAAAAAGAAAAAGAAAAAGAAAGAAAGAAAAAGUAAGCACUUUUGAAUUUUUAAUUCAUAAGAAAAGAUGAUUUUUUAAAAUUGUAUAAAGUUAAUUUUAAACAGUAUUUCUUUUCUUUUGACACAUGUUUGUAUUGGACAGUUUAAAAGGAGUGUAUGAAGUCGUAUAACAAGUAAAUAUGAGUAUCAAAAGUAUAGUCAUGCUUAUUUCAUGUUAUUGCUUUUAGCUUAUAAUUCCUUUCCCCAACUUUUUUGUACACAUGUAAAUAUGUUUCACGAUUUAUAAAAAAUAUUUUAUCACUCAG